AUGGGGCGGAGAAAGUUGGAGAUGAAGCGAAUUGAAGACAAGAGUAGAAGACAAGUGACGUUUUCAAAGCGGAGAUCAGGGUUAAACAAGAAAGCGCAGCGGCUUUCCGUUCUCUGCGACGCUGCUGUCGCCGUCGUCGUCUUCUCCUCCAGUGGCAAGCUUUAUGAAUACUGCAGCGGCGGUACGAACAGGUCAGCCAUCGUUUUGUAUUAUAUUCAAUUAUCAUAUUCUUUACCCUUUCUACUGCUGUCAUGUACGAAGCAAUAA
Molecule: messenger RNA, 267 nt
Organism: Lactuca virosa
Lineage: Eukaryota; Viridiplantae; Streptophyta; Magnoliopsida; Asterales; Asteraceae
Source: the annotation of a GenBank genome assembly